UUCGUUGAAAACUUCUCCCGUAAACACGUAGAGGUGACCACAUGUGACCUGUGCUAGAAGGGACCCUGAACGAAAACUAGAACGGACGUACUGUACUCCAGUUUCCUGUCGUCUGUGUUUACAUACAUCCAUCUGCAAUCUCGCUGUUGUAUUCUCCUUUGUUUAAUUUUAUGAACGAUGAUCGAAUCAAAGUACUUCUUGUUAUUCAGCUAACGAUGUAAUAAUUCUGUUGUUAUCUCGUGAUUGGGUAGCCACUAUUUUUCGGCCGAGUUUCGGAGUGUUCUCCGUAGUAGGUUAUUGUCAGUUCUGCUGGUGCCUGGUACUCGUUCAAAGCUGUCACCGCAGGCACAAGCACCCUUGGUACGAUCAAACAUGAAUCGGCCACCUGGACGACGGCUGCAUGAAUUCAAUCAUGUGAGCCUGUGUGUGAAAUACAUGAUAUUCUUUCUCAACUUUAUAUUUUGGCUAUUUGGUGGAUUGUUGAUUGGCAUCGGUCUCUAUGCGUUUGUGGAUAAAUGGCAGGAUAAAGAAUUUGUUAAAGUAGAGAAUAUUUACGAUGUGAUUCUUAAUGUUUCACUGGUUAUGAUAUUAGCUGGUGGCGUGGUGUUCAUUGUCAGCUUUACUGGGUGUGUAGGUGCACUACGAGAGAAUACAUGCUUAUUGAAGUUUUAUUCGCUGUGCCUUUUAGUGUUCUUCUUGUUAGAAAUGGCGGUAGCCAUUAUGGGAUUUGUAUUCCCCCAUACAAUGCAGUCAUUACUAGAGGAAACUCUCUCUGAUAAAAUAAUUCACAUGUAUAGAGAAGAUGAUGACCUUAAGAAUUUCAUAGAUUUCGCUCAGCAAGAGUUCCGUUGCUGUGGCUUGAGCUCUGAAGGUUACAUGGACUGGUCCAAAAAUGAGUAUUUCAACUGCAGUUCUCCUAGUGUUGAGAGAUGUGCUGUGCCCUACAGUUGCUGUAUAAAUGCUACAGAUAUCUCGAGUGGGCUGGUGAAUAUCAUGUGUGGAUAUGGAGUUCAAAAUCGACCUGUGGCUGAAGCAAGCAACCUUGUUUGGGCUAGUGGUUGUAUAGAAGUGGUGAGAGCUUGGGCAGAGAGAAAUUUGUACUUUAUUGCUGGUGUUGCUCUUGGUGUUGCAUUAUCACAGUUGUUGGUGAUAUAUUUAGCGAAAACUUUAGAGGGGCAAAUCGAAUUGCAGAAGUCAAGAUGGCAUUCAUGAGUCAUAACCUACCGCCUCGGAUGAAUUGUGUGCGUUGCUGCAAUUUGUGGUAGGUUCAUAUUGAAAAUUCUUUGACUUGAAUUUAAAGAGUUUGGUAAAGACAUUGUGAUUACAGUUGGUUUAUUUGAUUGUCUAAUAAUCAAUUUGGAUUGCAACAGUAAUUGUCAAAUAUUCUUUGUGGAAGUUAAUUUGAUGGCCCUGGAGAGGCAAAUUAUGUGUAAAUUUUAAAGCUUCCUUUUCUUGCUAUCAAAAUUUAAGAUAAUGCAUAUUUUUCACAGCAGAAGAAUUACUUGUCAGUUCUAGUCAGGGAAUUCCUCGGCUCAUCCGAAUGCUAAUGCUUAAAUUUUCAGGUUUUAUCAUAUUACCAUUUUGUUUGAACUUCUUACUGUUCAGUUAUUUGCUUUUCUUAUUUACCCUUCAUUCUUUAAAGUUUGACAACAGCAUGCCAACUUCUCUUUAAUUGACCAAAUUGAACAUUGGGAUUAGUUCUUCUUUCCUUACCCAUGACUGGAGGCUGCACAGUAUUACUUUUAAGAUCUGAUAUGUUAUCUUAGUAUCAUAAGUUAAGUUUAGUAAACUUUUGCACAAUAUACUUAUAUUUUAGGUUUGUUAUCUUUUAGUCCAUCUCUACUUGCUAUGUAUGUAUGUAUGUGUGUAUGAAUGUUUGUAUGUAUUGUAUACUUCAUGUUAAGACUUGUCAAUAUAACUGCCUUGUGCCAACAAAUUUUACAUCAAACAUCACAUCCCAGGCACUUGGUCUGUUCUAUAUAAAGUACGACAUAGAGUUAAUUAUGACCAGUAUUCUUUAAGCUGAUGAUAAAGCAUUCAGCCUGAUAACAUCUCUUAGUACUCCUAAAUUUUGAAGGCUGCAUAUUCUUGUUGUCAAACUCUCUUACUGGAACACAUACUCUUUGACAAACUAUGUCCAACGCAAAUGGAUGUAAAUUUAGUAAGGGUCAGUAGUGCUUCUAUGUUACAUGACUAAUAAUUUCUUAGCUGGCGUGCCUAGCUGUGAUCUAGUAUAAAUACUUCUUAUUGUACUCUGAUAAUACCUGUGUUAAGAGUUCUAAAUUUACCCUUAAAAAACGUAAUUGUAGUACCACUCCGACCUCCACCGCUUUAAAAAAAAUUGAGAGUCCUGGUAAUAUUCUUGAAGUAGCAAUACUUUGUAUAAUUCCACAAUUUCAACAAGUCUUUUCCAAAUUUCUAAGUACUUUUUGGUAAUUUCCAUGUGACCUUUUCAGGGCAAAUGGGAUGUUUUCCUUUCCUCCACUCCAUCCAAUCAUUAUUUAAUAUAUUGGGUGUUUAAUUCUUGUUUCUUAUUUUAAGUUUAAUUUGGGAAAUAUUCAAAAACUUGUUUUCGUGGCAACCAACAUGAAUGAGUGUGCCAAAUUUCUGGUUUAUCAAGAUCAAAAUUGUGAUAUCAUGGACUUUAAUUCAUUUCUGUAAUAUGAUAAUUAAAUUGUCAAAUUAUCUUAGACAAUUAGAAGAUCACUAGACAAGGUUUGAAUUUGACAAUUUUUCCUCAAGCCUGGGUCUCUUUUUUUCAUAAGGAUUCAGUUGUGUAAUUCAUCACUGUGCAUCUACUUUACAAUGUCUAUACAGUACUGUUUAAGCAGUGAUGUACGUACAAGCCAUGUGCAAAAAAAACACCACAAAAAACAAGA
Molecule: messenger RNA, 2879 nt
Organism: Frankliniella occidentalis (western flower thrips)
Lineage: Eukaryota; Metazoa; Arthropoda; Insecta; Thysanoptera; Thripidae
Product: tetraspanin-33
Exons: 7
Coding region: 373-1212 (279 amino acids)
Biological process (GO): protein maturation; protein localization to plasma membrane
Cellular component (GO): membrane
Source: RefSeq, a predicted model, not a curated record